AAAGCGAGGUUAAAGGUAAAACAUAGCAAAAAUGGCCGCGUUGGAGGAAAGACAACAAUAUGGAUUGUCUUCCCGCAAUGAAGGCGACAAAACAAUCAUUCAUUUGAAACUUACUGAUUCUGCUUUAAAAACACUUGAGGAGUAUGCAAGAAAUAAGGAUGUACAUCGUAAAGCAAAUAUCAAAUUUCAGAAUAACUCUGGGUCUAUCCAAAUUCCAUCGCUCAGAGGAGAAAAUAGAACAUUCCAGUUCUCAUUAUCAAGUAUACAGGGUGACCUGAAUGGCAGUUUUGAUUGUUUAGAGCAAUCUACUUCUAGAUUUGGAAGCCAUGUAACUUCAUUAGGCUGUAUGACUCAGAGGAUAGUAGUGCAAGCUUCUGAUGAUGUCUACAAAACAACCAAGGAACGUAUGACAUUGGCUGAAGAAGAGAGCAAAAAAGUUUGCACGAAGGAAAUCAAGCCAACUGGGUCGUUUAUGCGCCACAUAUACAAAAAGGUCCAUAAAAACUCUAAUGCUAUGUCUUUGAAUAAAACUCCAAGUGCAAUAAGCCAAUCAUGGUCUGGCCAUGGUUCCCAUCACUUAUCCCACCACUCUGGGGUAUCAGGCAACUCUGGUAGUCAUUCCAAUUCUGUUGGUAAUGGAUAUUCUAGCCAGAGUAGACUACCAUCUUUACACUCUUCAUCGUCACCGCAUACUGGAACUGGUUUUUCUCAUUCAGGGAGCAGCAUAAAAAGAAAUGCUCAUAAAUCAGCUAUAGUUGAUGAACCAUAUCGUGAUAGAAUUAUUCAUUUAUUGGCUCUACGACCUUAUAAUAAGGCUGAGUUGCUGCUACGGUUGAAAAAAGAUGGCAUACUUGAUAAGGAUAAAGAAUGUUUAGCAUCUAUAUUAGAUGAUGUUGCCUCACAAUAUAAAGAUAAUAAAUAUACUUUGGCCAAACACGUAUUGAGUGAAGUGCGGUUAGAAUGGCCCUAUUACUCAGACGGGGAGCGUCAGUUAGUUCGAAGGAGAAUAGCAACUGAUGGUCGGAGUGCUUCAAAUUCUCCCGAAGAGUCAUCACCUCAUCACAAUAACAGCCUGCCUACUAGCUGUAGUCCUUAUGGGGCAAACAAUUUACAAAAGCGAAUGCCUGACAGUUCAGCUGUCGAUGGUAAUUUUCAUCCUCCAAAGAAACUACGGGUUUCACCUCCCAUGUUGGGAGACAAACAAAUGAACGGGACUGUUAAGAAACCAUCCGCAAAAAUCGAAAACCACUCAGCUUCCAAUAACGUCGCAAACAACAUUUUAACUAAUGGCCUGAACAAAACAGCUGAUCAGAACCAGACUCAUCAAAAUUCUAGAAGCAACUACAGUGAUCAUCAAGCUGUUGUGUCCAGCAAAAAUGAAGAAAUACCUUCUCCUUCGUCUUCACCAGACAAUGAUACUUCUAACUAUCUAAAUAAAUAUUCUGUGAUAUGUCGUGAUAGUCAACGCCAGGAAUAUAAAAAUGACUUCAAUGUCGACUAUUUUGAAUACCAACAAUUAUAUAUCGCUAUUAACAAAGUCUCCCAGAAAUUUCUGGAUUGGAAUAGCCAAAUGAAGAAGGUCUCAAAGGGGUCUCCAGAUUACGAGAAACUGGAGAGGAAAAUAUUUAAAGAAUAUGAACUAACUAAAAACAACACAAAAUUUAUGGAAACUAAAAUUAGAUUUGAAUUCCUACACCGCAAAUUGAGACAUAUAAAAAAGUUGGUUUCAGAUUAUGACCAAAAGCAAAUGGCUAUGAUGAGAUCCUAACAUUGGCUCUUUGGCUUUCUUUUCUGACCCUUCUUUAUGCUAUGGCGAUUCUAGACCUUUUUCACUGUCAAAUGACCAGCUGAUUGUUGGACUUUGGAUUUACUAAGUCACUAAUUAAAAAAACUUCAGCCAAACACUUUUUGGCUAUAAAUUUGCAUAUAAAAAAUGGAAAAAAAAAUGAAAAAUAGAAAACAACAAAAAAUGGGGAUAAACCCUGUUCUUUCCUAUAUAAUGCUAAAAGUAAAAGGAAAAAAAGAAAAAGUAGUAAAAAAAAAAGCAUUAAGUAAUUUUAACUGUUCAAAUACAAAACAAAAACUAAAAACAACAGAAAGCAAGAGUGAAGGUGUGAUUGCAAAUUUCUCUCAAGAUCUUGCUCUGUCAAAAAUCUUAUUUGGGUUACCUAAUGGUGAGCAGAGUAGUUUUUGAAUGAUAGUUAAGCUAUCUUAUGUUUCAUACAUUUAAUGCAUACACUAAUCUAUAAAAGAAAAAAAAUAUCUUUUUACAGAAUUGUGUGUGUAUGUGUGUGAGUUGUGUGUAUGUAAAUGUAUGUUUAUUUCUCCGACUGGUUGUCAGUAUUUAACUUCCAACUCAUUCUGUGAUGGUUUUUUUUUUUUUUUGAUCCAUUCCUACACCUCUUCCAGUUCCAACUCCCCUCCUUUUUUUUUUCCUAGUCUCAAGAGAAAGCUAAUUUUUACAUACAUGCUCAAAAAAACGAAGAAAGAAUAAUAUUAAUUAAAAAGUGAGAGAGCGAAAGAUUGGCUUGAAGUGAAACCAAUUUCUUUUUACAUUUUCUUUUCAGAUUCUGUUUAUUAUAAACAAGUUUAAUUGGAACAUACAUUUCCUUCCUCACUCUCUCUCGCUCAUACACGCACACACACACACACAUGCACACAUUCUCUCUCCUGCUCAGUCUUACACAGACAUAAAUACAUGGUACAAACAAAGUGUGUUGGAAUAAUAAUAAUAAUAAUAAUAUAGAUCCUCCAAGGAUGUUUUUUGUCUUUCAAAAGAUUUCUCCCCAACAUGUGUACAAAUAAUAAGCUAACUCAUGCUCUUCCUUUCCUAAGUAUAAAACAAAAAAAAAAACAAUGAAAUUUAACAAAAAAAAUACUAAAAUAAUAUUGGUUUGAUUUCUUCCCAUGCCCUGCCUUUUCCCCCAAAACUUCCCACUUCCUUCUAGAACCUUGCUGAAAUAAUUUCUUGAAGUUAAAACAAAAAAAUACAAAAUUGCAGAAAUCAUUCUCUGGUUGUGUGUAAAUGCAGAUUCAGUUUAUUGUUGAGGUUUAAAAAGAAUGUUACUUUGCAUAACAACUAAUAAAUUAUUGAAAGGAAUAGCACGUACGCACACCACACACACACACACACACACCACACACACACACACACACACACACACACACACACACACACACACAUUCUAUAGCUCAUUGUGUGCUUGUUUGGCCCCUUCCCUCCUGUUCAAUGUUAGAUUGAUAAAAACCAAAUAUUGACCACACAAAAAUUAAAAAUAAUAAAAAACGACUACUAAAGAUUUUCAGAGAUUUCUGAAAGAAAAAAAAAGCAAAGAAAGAGUUCUGCAUUGAUCUGUUGUAUCAAUAUAUCUUCCAAGUUAGAUUCCUAUCCGUGCUCUUUUUUUUUUUAUUUCCUGUUGAGGUACGGGUUUGCUAGGAUCUGCUGAACAGACUGUGAUAUAGCAAAGCUUUUAGCUCACAUAUAGUGAUGUUGGAUAAGAUUGUCUCAACCAAUCAACUGAAUGUAAACUUGAAUGUAAAAAUGUGUAAAAAAAAUAAAAAAAGAAAAGGCCACUGGCUUUCUUUUCUCCCAUUCACCCCAUACACUAUUUAAAAGUUGGAAUCUAUAACCCUAAAACUAUUUUUGCUGGCACCUUCUACCCCCACCCGAACUUAAUCUUCUGCCUCCUUCCCAUCACACCUCACCUCCCGUCCACUUCUGUAAUUAGAUAACAAGUCCUGAAAAGCUAGCUAGGAAUGAAUCUCCCAAUAGAAUAUAUAUUAAAAUUUAAUUUUUAAUCUCAAAGUGUAAUUUUUUUUUUGUGAGUUUAUUUAAAUUAUAUAUACUCUUAUUUAUUUAAAUCACCUAAACUAUCUGUUUCUAUCUCUUAAAAAGCAACAAAUUUAAACAUUUUUUUUUUGUUACUGACAUGUAAAAAAAAACAAAAACACUGAUUCCUACCAAAUUUCUAAUGCUAAUUUCAGAUCUGAUAUCUAAAUUUUCCUAUCUCGUCCAGAUUUUGUGUAAAUGAAAACCCAUAUUUUUCAUUUUCUCUCACCCACUUCUAUUACAGAAGCUGUCUAAUCUACUUUACCAUGCUGCGUUUUAUGUCAAGCAUACUUAAAUGAUUAGUGAACAGGGAUGAAAGCUUUUCAUUGCCAUUGUACAGUAAUACAGCUUUAUGGUUAGCUGUGCUAGAGUCAGUAAACAGUCUCCAUUCUUUUGGAUCAUAGUGAAAGCCAAUCUUUUCCAUCAGGCCACUGAUAUCAUGACAGAAACAAACGUUUUCCUCCAGUAAACAAAAUAAUGAAAACUGCAAAUGACGAUAUUGGAAAUGGGGAACUUUGGUGUUUGAAGUCUGGAACCAGGCAACUCUUCCAUUUUUUUUUUGGUAACUCCAAAUUGCACACUAAUCAUUUAACACCCACUUGACCGCACAAAUGUGGGGUACUAGUUGCAUCUUUCCCUGUUUCUGCAUCAAUUGCAGAAUCUUCAGAUGAACUGCUGUCUGUUGUCAUUGCUGGUGGAGUUGUUUGAUCGUGUGGUACUUAUUGCUGACUCACAGUUUGGGCACACAAUUUUUUACUUUUCUUUGGGAAACCAGUAAUCUUUGUCAAAUAUAAAUAACUGAGAAUGGCAUAGCUUUUCUUUUACAAUUCAUCCCUCUCUUGCUCUCUCUUAACUUAGUCAAAAUAAUAUUUUGUAGGCAAGUUUAAUCUUUGUUUUGGCUUAGGUGUGUAUUAUUCUCGGAUAUAGCAGAAGUUGUCUGGGUGAUUUACACAAGCACAUCUAUUUGAAUGCAUUUUAAUUAUCCUACAAUAUCUUGGGAAAAAAUGUAGAAAGUAAUAAUUAUGAUGUACAAAGUAAAAAGAAAUACACAUCAUAGUACAAAACAAAUGCUAUAACAACACGUUACCACAGCCUGUUACUUCAUUACCAGCAGAGAGCUUCAACAAAAGCUUUACUUGACUGUAGUGACUAACCAUGGGCUGUUAUUACGCUCUUAACUCAGUGUUGCCAACUAGGGAUAAAUUUUAUUGAUCAAAAUAGUUAGAAUUUGUAUACAGUUGUCAAACAAAAUCAAGUUUCAUCUUAUGGGCAUUAAGCUGAUUAAAACCAAAAUCUAGAUGUUGUAGGAAAUUUUAGUGAGUAAUUUACAGUUUACACAAAAUCUAGACAUGAUAGAAAAAAAAUUUAAUUUUAGAUUUGAAAUCGGCAUAUUGAAAUUAGCUAAGAACACCCAUUUGGUCUUCUGUAACAGAAUCCUUGUUGCCUGCUGCCAUGAAAAUAUUAAGUGUUGGACAUGUUUAUGAACUGUUGGUUUAGAUGUGAGGUUACUGUCUACUCUCUUACUAUUUUCUUAUGGAGGAAGUUGAAUUUAAAUUGCUGAAAUUUAUCUAUAAAUUUAUCUGAAGGUUACAUUUUUUAUGCCCUUCCGCUUUUUUUCUAUUUGGUAGAGAAACCUUAAGUAAUUUUUUUUUCUUUUUAGGUUUCUAAUAUUCAGUGUUUGUUUACUUUUGACCUUGUUGCAAAUUUUAUUUCUCGAGCUUUACCAUUUCCCUCCUCCCAACUAGACCUUAUUUUUCAAUCUUCACUAUCAAUUUAUUCCAUUAGUUGCUGACACUGCCUUAAAUUUUCUGUCUGCCAUUUUACUUUGAUGUGUUGAAUUUGCUCUUGAGUAAUUUCAGUUCAACUUUCUAUUUAGUAGCUUACCCUUUUUAAUUUUGUUUUUCUGCUUUCUCUAUUUGACUUAUAUACAUUAUAUAUAUAUAUAUAUAUAUAUAGCUCUACUUUGUGAUGCUGCUAUUCAUUGAAUGACUACUUUAAAAAGACAAUCAAAAUAAUUCUGUCUUGGUUAUUCCAACUUUUAUUUCAAAAUAUACAGAACAGAACAAAAAGAAAAUACAUUUUAGCUAAAUAUCAAAGCAAGACUAGCAUUUAAUUUCAACCCCUCCACUCUUCCAGCUUAUUUAAUACAGUAAGAUAACUGCUUUAGCUUUCCCAUUUAGUAUUUCCAAAGAUUUUAUUAACUUCCAAAAAAAGGUUUGCUAUCAAAAUAUAAUUGAAAUUUGUAUCCAUUAUAGACAGUCCUAUAUAACUGGAUACCAGUUUCUGUCUACCUGGAUAGAUUUAUUCAGUAUUUACUGAAGAGAGCCACUGACAUUGUUUGGCUUGGACCCAAAUUUCCUAACUUGAAUAUGUCAUUAGUUGAAACAUUAAUUGUGUGGUAGCCUUAUAUCUUGCAUUAGUUAUGUGAUUAAGUACAGCCUUUAUUGAGAUUUUUUAAUAUCUAUGGAAAAAAAAGUUAGUAAUCAAAUACUUAACAAAUUAACCAUUCCAAAAUUAAAACCUGUAUCGAAGGUAAAUUGUAAAAGUUUCUGCUAAUCAAGACCCUUCUUGAAUGUUUCCUGAAUGUAGUUCCAAUGUCAGACAUUUUAAACACUGCCACAAAUUUAAUGGUUUGGCAAAAAUAGUCUUUUAAUUGUGUCAAAAUGGAGUAAUUAUUUUUCAUUUUGCUUUUGGUUUUUUUUUUUGUUUUUUUUUCCUUCUUUCACCCUUUCUGCUCCAGUAGACCACCAUGUGCAUCAAGGCUAAAUGUUCAUGUUACUGCAUACUGUUUCCUAGCUGCUGGUGUUAACACUGUUGAUUUGCAUUGUGCUGCUAAUUUGUGCUCUUAUUUUUCAUUUGCAUACUUUAAUAUUUAGUCUUUAAAAAGAGAAUUGGUCAUUGUGAACUUAUAACACUAUUCUUAGAUUGAUUCAAAAAAAUAAGUGAUUUAUUUAUUAUAUAUAUAGAUAGAUAGAUAGCUAUAGAUAUUUAUGAGAGAGAGAAAAGUGUGAAGAUAUUGUGUGGCAGGUGUUAAUUUUAGGUUGCUGAUAGUUCUGUUCAUAAUUUGUUGCUCCACCAAACUUAGACUUAUAUGUAGCAGAAUUAGCAUGGUUGUUUAGCUUAUUGGGUUUUUAAAAUUUUUUUUAUAUAUAUAUACUUAGUAAGGCUGUCUGGUACAUCAGUUGAGUCUAAAAUUACUUUAAACAUUUUCUUUUCCCUUUAUUUUUUUUUUCUUUUGGAUUUGUGCAGAUUAUAUUUAUUUCAUCUAUUUAUGUAACUAUUUUCUUGCAUCUUCCUCUAUAUUUAUUUAAUCUGGAUUAAAUUCAUAAUCUAAACUUUCCAAAGCCUGUUCUGCACUGGUUCCAUCUCGGUCUCUUAUUUAUUUAUUAUCAUCAUUAUUAUUAUUUUUAAAUGUUUCAAAAAGCUUUAUAUACCUUAACAGGUGUACUAAACACUAAAGAUAUGCAUAUUCUCUUGUAACUGUCAGUUCUUUUAUUAAUGUUUUCUUCCAAAUCUACGUCUUAAAUAGUUCAACAUAAUUGUAUGGGAUUUUAAUGGAUUGCAAUUGAAUCAAAGAUUCAACAGUAUUUGUGCUCUGUUAUGUUUAUAAUACAGAUAGCAAAAUAUUCACCUGAUAAGCUUUAAGAAAAUUACCAUGUAAUUCCAUCUGGUCGAGCUGUUCUGAAUUGAUUCAAACAACCAUGCUUUUCCAAGCUCUAUCUACCAAUGGCUUUAAAAACUAAGAUAUAAUAUGCUUAAUAAAUGGAAACGAGAUAGUGUCGAUAUCAGAUCAUUUUGUUAAAUGGGAACUAGCUAAUCUCCUUUUCACUCCUGUUUUGUUUCUGCUGACAUAUAAAUAUGUUUAAAUUUCCUGAAAGUAAAGAAUGUUAUAAUAUACACACACACAUAUUAUGGAAAUUUUGAUUUUUAAGUUCAUAGAUAUCAAUGAUUGUAUCAUUGAUAGUGUCAUGUCUGAGGAGUUGGAAUACUGCUGCUGCUUCUGCAGUGAUGUCUCUUUGAAAUAUCUGUAUGCAAUUUAGUGUUUCAUUUUUGCUAAAUGUCUGCACUUUCAUUUGUCAUCAGUGAUCUGCAACUUUGGAUUUUGUGACUGUAACAUAAUUGUACUGUCAUGAUAGCAUAGAAUCAUAUAUAUAUAUAUAUAUAUAUAUAUAUAUAUAUAACCAAAAUUUCCAUCUCUGUGGAACUUACAUUCCAUUCCAUCUCUUUUGAAUAUUAAAAUGUUUGGCUGGGGUUUAGGUAAUUUGAAGUUAAUUAUAUUCUGUUAUAAAUGUAUCUAGUACAUCUUUUCUCUUUCUGAAAAAGAAAAAGGACUGUAAAAAAAAUUACUGAUAGUUUAGGUUAAAGAACUGGAUCUGCCACUACUACAAAAAAAAAAUUAUAAAUCACCUGAGAACUUCUCCCAAAUUUAAUGAGCAAAACAAUGAGGUUGUUUUGAAUCUUUACCAAAAUUACACUGACAAGGCCUCGCCUAUUUACAUCUACUGCUCUUUGAUAGCCCUUAAUUUUUUUCCCCACCCUCUGUAUGUGUGAUAUUCUGUUGUCCUUAAAGGUCCAAGAUUUUGAGAUAUAAAGAAACCAAAAGAAUAAACUACUGUAAUGUCUUCUGCAUAAGACUGUUUUUAUUUUAGAUAUUCUGUUUGGUGAAAGAUUUAACAAAGCAAAAUAAAUAAACAAAUAAAACUCUUGCACUCUGAAAGCUGAAGAGUAUUGAGUACUAGAUUGUGAUGCAAAAUGAUGGUAACUGAACGACCAAGUGCCUCUGCUGUUAUGUCUGCUUUUUUUUCUUUUUUAUUCCCUCAAAUGAUAUCAAGAACCAUUCCUUUUGCAACAUGAAGAUUUAAGUUCCAUAAUAAUAAUUAAAAAAAAAAAAUUGACUUGCUCUUGUUUCAAAAUGUGCAGUCAUACCUUUUCUGUUACGACUUUUGGUUCAAAAAAAUUUUUUCUUUUUUUUUUAAUCCCUAUCCUUUUCACUUUACUGUAUGAUGAGCGAUCUAAUAGAGAAUUUAACUGCUUGCUCUUGUUUAUGCAAUUUGUUGGUGUCCAAUUAAGUUAGCAUAAUACUGAAAUUACAUCACCACACAUUGUUCUAAUUUGGUCUUUCAAAAACAACAUAGGGGACUAAACCAGUUUUUAAUUCAUUUCAAAAGAAAAAAAAAACUUCAGUUGCAUAAACUUUAUAUAUUUAUUUCUUGGAAUAGUGUUUUUUCCAAGAAUUUGUGUUCCUCCUAUACAAAUGCUCUUGAAACAUACUGACAAACUGUAUAAUGAACUUCCAUUUUAAUCUCUGUCCUUGGACAUGUCUGUGUUAUGUGAUAGAUUUUCAGCUAUUAUUAAAAAGAAAGAAAAAACGAAUAUUCACCUUCCAAACAAGCAAUGCAUUUUGAUAUACCUUUUACUCAAUAUACAGCUUUUCUUUUCCUUUCUUCUCCUCACAGGUCAUUUGAAUUCAAUACUUAGCAUUUUGUUUGUUGCACUAUUAGUGUCUUUCUUGUUGCUAAGCUGAUUUUCAGUUUUAAAAACCAAACAAAAACGGAAAAAAAAAAUUGAUACCAUUGCUGUGGAAUCAACUUCACUGACUAAGCUAAUCAGGGAAGUUAUUCUUAUCAAAGUGCUGUUUUAGCUGGUUCUUUUACUCUAUCUUCUCAGUCUAGCAUUGGUCAAUGUAAACUGCUUGUAUGUGGGAUGGGUGGGUGUUCAUUCAGGAGUAAAAACUUUUAUAAAGUUGUAAAAAAAAUCAAACUGGAAGUUCCUUUCCCAACCCCCAAUCUCCACCCAGUUAGUGUCCCUCUCAAUAAAAAAUAAAUUAUUUGUUCCAAAGUUCCUAUAUAUAUUAUCUAGCUGAUGUCUAAAAAUUAUUUUUACAUAAAGUUUUUUUUUUUCCUCUGAGUGAAAUAAAUAUAUAUAUAUAUAUAUAUAUAUAUAUAUUGCUUUGGUUGCUGACAUUGGACAAAUUAAGGGAAUGUUCCAAAUUCUGAAACCAGGCCACCUAAAUUAGAACUGUCAACAGAUGUUUUUACUUCUUCCUCACACCUUUUCUCUCACUGCAUAACACAUUUUGGAGUGUGUUUGCAUAUAAAUACAUGCAUAAAAUUUUAUGCAAGAGAAACUUUGAAAUGUGAAAAUAAAUAAAACAAAAUAAGAAUUCUAUCUAGAUUUAAUAUGAGGACUAAACCAGCACAAAUAUAUAUUGCUUAAACAAUGUAUUCUUAAAAUAUGAUUCACUUGUAUGCUGACUACUUGCUGUGAUGGUGUCUUGGGCCAAUUUGUUACAUCGGAAGCACUGUUAUUUAUAAUUAAAAACUUACAAGUAUGGGCCAAGAAAUCUGAGCUUCCCAUGCAUGUAUUAGUGCUUUUGACUUAACUGUUGGAUAAUGGUAUAAUUUCCUUUUUUUUUUUUUUUUUUUUUUUUUUUUAACAACACCACCAGUACCACUUUCUGUCGCAGCUGUUAAAUAAGACUGCUGGCAAGUAAUAAUAAAGUAGCUGCGAGAGACCUGAGAGCUAUCAAUAUUAAAAAAAAAGACAAACGAAAAUACUAAAAGGCUAGCUAGCUCAGUUCACGUUUGCUCAACUGCUAAGCUAAGUGUUGAUUGAGAGAUGUAGAUAUUAAAAGAAAAUAAUCAUUUUGACCAUUGAUCUCUACUCUGAGGUUGGUUAUCUUAGAAAGCCUCUAAGAGGCUGCAUUUUUAUUUUUUUUAAUUUGAAAAGAUUUCUCUCAUCAACACUUUGUGGCAAAUGAAAACUGAAACUUAAUGCAGUUAUGUAAAUAACUAUAAUAAAAAUUUUCACAUUAGCAUAGCAAAACUGAUAUACUCCACUGCUAACACACUUUCCAGUUUCUGUGUGGAACCUGGUAUUCUCAGAAGUUAUUUUGUAAUCUGUAAGAAAUACAGGUUAUUUAGUGUUAUUAUGUUAUGUGUAGUUUAAGGUGUUAAUGAGAAAACAUUAUGAGAUGUCUGUUUUUGUCCGUUUUAUUAGCAGUUUGGUAUUUCAGAUUCCAAUUGAUGGUGAGGGAAUGUAUUAAUUCUCUCCUUACUUCAAAGUUUGAUUUCCACCCCACUGAAAGGGGCAGAAAAAAAUCAUCUUUGUCCAGUAUGUUUCAUAAAUUCUCCUUGUUAAAAGCUAAAACAAAAGUAUUCUUAAGAGUUGCUGGACAGUUUCAUAUCAAAUUAAUACUCAUUAAAAGAUCGGUGAGGAAUAAUUUGGUAAAACUUCAGAACACACAAAACAAAUAAAAAAGCCACCUAUCACUCUCUUCCCGUACACCCACCCAUCCACUCUCCCCUUUCUUGCCGUUCCCCUUCUCUUAGACUUUAAAACAGUUCGUUGUUUGUAAGGAGAGAGUCUGCACGAGAAAGAAAAUAACUGCUGUUGAGUCAGGGGUGUAUGGUUACUUACGAAACAUUUCCUAUCAAUUAUUUUUAGUCUGACCAGAUGACUGGAUUUUCAUCAGUCUGACCUCAAAACAUUCCCCCCACUCUCAACUUAUAUUUUAGUGAAGACAAAGGAAAAAUAAAGAAAAAAAAACAAAAGGAAAAAAACUAAUAAAAUUGACUUUUGGGGUCCUUAAAUUCAUCCUAACCUAUCCUCUACUAUUUUUUCCGGAUACUAGACCCACAGUGUAUGUAGAAAACAUACAAACUUGUGAAUUGUCUUACCUAAAAUGAGUCGUGUAUAUUAUUAAUGACACGUACUAUUAAUGGACAAAUAAAUAUUUAAUUCAUGUGAAGCAAUCCCAA
This is a messenger RNA of Octopus sinensis (East Asian common octopus), 11589 nucleotides long. RefSeq names its product RNA polymerase II elongation factor ELL2. Gene Ontology annotation, biological process: snRNA transcription by RNA polymerase II; positive regulation of transcription elongation by RNA polymerase II; transcription elongation by RNA polymerase II. NCBI's taxonomy places the organism in Eukaryota, Metazoa, Mollusca, Cephalopoda, Octopoda, Octopodidae. The coding region runs from base 32 to 1768 and encodes 578 amino acids. The record is from RefSeq and is a predicted model, not a curated record. Gene Ontology annotation, molecular function: cis-regulatory region sequence-specific DNA binding. The transcript is spliced from 12 exons. Gene Ontology annotation, cellular component: transcription elongation factor complex.